Pogoniulus pusillus (Red-fronted tinkerbird) is the source of this 827-nucleotide messenger RNA. RefSeq names its product twist family bHLH transcription factor 2 (gene TWIST2). Bases 91 to 573 code for a protein of 160 amino acids. The record is from RefSeq and is a predicted model, not a curated record. Gene Ontology annotation, biological process: regulation of transcription by RNA polymerase II; developmental process. Gene Ontology annotation, molecular function: DNA-binding transcription factor activity, RNA polymerase II-specific; protein dimerization activity; RNA polymerase II transcription regulatory region sequence-specific DNA binding. Lineage: Eukaryota; Metazoa; Chordata; Aves; Piciformes; Lybiidae. The transcript has 2 exons.
AGGAAUUUAAAGCACAUUUAAGACACACACACACUCACAUAACAUAAGGAGGGGGGGAAAGUCUCUUCCCCUCCCCUUCUUGCAGAAAGCAUGGAAGAAAGCUCCAGUUCUCCUGUUUCCCCUGUGGAUAGCUUGGGGACCAGUGAAGAGGAGCUGGAAAGGCAGCCAAAGAGAUUUGGCAGGAAGAGAAGAUACAGUAAGAAGUCCAGCGAAGAUGGCAGCCCCAACCCAGGGAAGAGGGGGAAAAAGUCCAGUCCCAGCUCUCAGUCUUAUGAAGAACUACAGAGCCAGAGGAUCCUGGCCAAUGUCAGAGAGAGACAGAGGACUCAGUCGCUCAAUGAAGCUUUUGCUGCCUUGAGGAAAAUCAUCCCCACUUUGCCCUCUGACAAACUCAGUAAAAUCCAGACUCUCAAGCUGGCGGCACGGUAUAUAGACUUCCUCUACCAGGUGCUACAGAGCGACGAGAUGGACAGUAAGAUGACGAGCUGCAGUUACGUGGCUCACGAGAGGCUGAGUUAUGCCUUCUCUGUAUGGAGGAUGGAGGGAGCAUGGUCCAUGUCAGCCUCCCACUAGCCACCGCCCGGACCAAGCGAAUCCAGCUGCCGAAGGGACUGUCCAGAGCCUGAGACCAAAGUGGAAUUGGGAUGUAUCCAAGUUUGUAGCUUCUGAAACCUUAACAACCUCAAGUAAACAGGUCCAAAAGACCCCUCUUGACCUCCCUUGCUCUGAACUCUUGCAGAGCUCUUAGACUGAGCUGAAAACAGCACCAAAGCUAACGGUCUGAAGCUUUGCAACAUCUCUCUCCAGCUGACUGACCAAAGAGAAAA